This is a messenger RNA of Physcomitrium patens, 2249 nucleotides long. RefSeq lists its product as uncharacterized. NCBI's taxonomy places the organism in Eukaryota, Viridiplantae, Streptophyta, Bryopsida, Funariales, Funariaceae. The record is from RefSeq and is a predicted model, not a curated record.
GCAUCUGGGUGCCCACUUCCCCUUCCGGCGAUGGUUGCUGCCUGAAAUCAAGCACCAGCUCGCGGCUCGUUUGUUUUGUUUUGUUUUGUUUGUUUGUUUGUUUUGUUUUGUUUGUUUGUUUGUUUACUUACUUCCUCACUCUCUCAUGUGUGAAGUUCGCUAAUGUAGCAGCAGAGCCACAGUAAUGCUCCUCCUCAGGGUGAACAGUGCGAAGAAGCUCAGGAUGAGCAAGAGAAUAACACGAUGGGGAUGAGAAUGAUGGUGAUACAAGGUGGUGGUGUAAGGAGGAUUAGGAAGAGGAGCACUGGAGGAGGAGGAGGAUGGUGAUGAUGGUGAUGGCGUGAUUAUGUGGCAUAUUGUUGUUGCGUGGGUUGCGACGUGAGGCGGAGGAGGGUUUGGGUUUUGGGACCCAUUGAUGAGGGAAUUGGAGUCGUUAUGGGGUUUGCUUUGAUGGGUGUGGCUCGUUUCUGGAGGUAGAGAGAGUAGGACAUUGGCGGAUCGGUGGCCGUGGUGCUGCUGGCGGCGACGGCGGUGGUGGUGGUAGUAGCGAGGUAACCAUGGCGAGCGGAAUGGCGGUCUUUCUCCAGGUUUUGUUUGCGUUUGUGUGCACGGUUGGGGCUUGUGGAGUGGCGCUGCAGCAUAUCUACCGCCAUCUGUGUAACUACACGGAGCCUAUCUACCAGCGUUACACUGUUCGGAUUAUACUUAUGGUGCCUGUCUACUCAUUGAUGUCAUUUUUGUCUCUGGUUUUACCCAAGAACGCUAUCAUCUUCGAUUCAAUUAUUGGAAUAUACGAGGCAUGGGUUAUCUAUAAUUUCUUAUCGCUGUGUCUUGCCUGGGUUGGCGGACCAGGGGAGGUUGUGACUAGCCUGACAGGAAAAGUAUUACAGCCUUCAUGGCAUCUCAUGACUUGCUGUUGUGCACCUAUUCCACUUGAUGGACGGUUCAUUCGGAGGUGUAAGCAAGGAGUCCUACAGUUUGUUAUCUUGAAGCCGUUGCUGGUUCUGGCAGCAUUUAUUCUUUACUAUAACAACAAGUACGAGGAGGGAAGCUUCUACAUUGGAGGAGGCUAUUUGUAUAUCACUUUAAUUUACACGAUGGCAUAUUCUUGUGCACUUGGGGCACUGGUUCUCUUUUACGUAGCCUGUAGGGAUCUUCUAACGCCGUACAAGGCUCUACCCAAGUUUGUUUUAGUGAAGUCUGUGGUUUUCUUAACGUACUGGCAAGGUGUGGUAAUAUUUCUUUUCUCAGAGGCUGGAUCUAUCGAGACUCCUCAGGAGGCCGCUAAUUAUCAAAACGUCCUGAUUUGUGGAGAGAUGCUUCUUGCUGCUUUUGCUCAUCUUUAUGCUUUUCCUUACAAGGAUUAUGCGGAGGCGAAUGUUGGAGGCAUGGAAAGUAAUGCAUGGCAGAGCCUAUUUCAUGUUCUCAAUCUAAUUGACGUGGUCCAUGACACAUUGCAUCAGUUUGCUCCUACGUAUCACGACUAUGUGCUCUACAGCAAUGAUUCCGAAGGUGCUCCGAAACGUUACCGAACUCGGACAUUUGUUCCUACUGGACAGGAGAUGGAAAAUGUACGUGCUGGGAAGAGUCCCAGGCAUUCGGACGCUAAGAACUCACCGAAGGACCUCUCGAAUGAUGAGUUUUCAGAGAUGUCUAUCCCCUCAGGGACUGCUAUAAAACAGGGAUCAAGUCAAGGUGGGAUUAUUGACAUGACUGACGGCCCCCUCAUUGAUGAUAUAGAAUUAAGGCGAUCUUAUGAUAUGUCACCGUUGGAGCCAGCUGUGAUUUCGCAUCAGACCGUUGAUGUAGAUUUGCCACCCGGCCAAGUUCGACCAGCUUAAUAAAAUGUCGUUUUAUACAACAUCAUGACCUCAAUACGACGCAACGGAGCACAGGUUGCAAACACCGAACAAUCACAUGAGGAAAGAAGUGGCUGUUCUAGUUCUUCUUACUACUGUUGUGCGAUCAUUGUAAAUGACUUUCUGAAAGAGGAUGCGAACAGGUCUACAGCUUAAUGUCGCUGUUGUGAAAGCAUUCAUCAAUUUCCACCGGUGCAGCAGGUGUCCGAGUGACAGUAGGUUAGUUUCUGUACACUACAGUUUUUGUGGAUGAAUGUCAAAUAGACAUCAGUUAGGAGCUUUGGGGGUUGGCCGAAAUCGGUUUGUAGAGAUUUGUAAUCAAAGAUGCGAGAGGCCGACAUGGUGCUACUCUACAUAAUAAAUUGCUUUUCUGAAGUCAUGAAUUGUGCA